Messenger RNA from Ilyonectria robusta, 1626 nucleotides. Its product is annotated as family 4 polysaccharide lyase. Gene Ontology annotation, biological process: pectin catabolic process. Gene Ontology annotation, molecular function: carbohydrate binding; carbon-oxygen lyase activity, acting on polysaccharides. Lineage: Eukaryota; Fungi; Ascomycota; Sordariomycetes; Hypocreales; Nectriaceae. The record is from RefSeq and is a predicted model, not a curated record. The coding region runs from base 1 to 1626 and encodes 541 amino acids. The transcript is spliced from 2 exons.
AUGGUUUCCUGGAAAAGUCUGGCCGUGCUUCUGGUCAGCGCCGUCCCGGCUCUGGCAGCCUUUGGCGUAACGGAAUCUACCGCCAGCUAUGUUGUAGACACGGGCAGCUCCAAUGGCUUCGUUGUCACUAUCAAGCGCAGUGACUGUUCCAUUACUUCGCUCAAGUACCGCAGCACUGAGUACCAGUACUCGUCCCAGACGUCCCACAUCGCCUCUGGCCUGGGCUCCGCGACCGUCUCGUACACGACCAUCAGCAGCACGUACAUCAAGGUCAAGUGUGUCGCCUCCAACAGCGACUUCGAUCUAACCCACUACUACGUCUUCAAGAGUGGCGAGAGCAACAUCUACAUGGCCACCGACACCAACUCGGAGCCUGCCAUUGGUGAGCUGCGGUACAUUGCUCGCCUCGACCGAUCCAAGCUGCCCGAUGAGUAUCCCUUUGGCGAAGCCUCCGACACCUCCAGCGGCACUGCCAUUGAGGGUUCCGACGUCUACAACGUUGGCGGACAGACCCGCUCCAAGUUCUACUCGUCCCAGCGCUUCAUCGACACCGACUCAUACUGCUUCCAGAGCAGCGCCAAUGACAUCCACGCCUGUAUAGUUCCCCAUGCUUCGCGCUCCUACGAGAAGAGCUCUGGCGGCCCCUUCUUCCGUGACAUCAACACCAACAACAACGGCGGCUUUAGCGCCCUGACCUUCUACAUGAACUCGAACCACGCCCAGACCGAGUCCUACCGCCAGGGCUUCCACGGACCGUAUGUCCUGUCUUUCUCGCGCUCCGGCAUCCCCAAGAAGAGCGAUUUCGACUUCAGCUUCUUCAGCAGCCUUUCCAUCUCCAACUACAUUGCGGACUCUGCUCGCGGAAGGGUCAGCGGUACCGCCUCUGGAGUCAAGUCUGGCUUCAGCCCCGUGGUCCACUGGUACAACUCCAACUACCAGUACUGGACCACCGCCUCGUCCUCGGGCUCCUUCACCUCUCCCUACAUGGUCCCCGGCACGUAUACCAUGGUUCUCUACCAGACCGAGCUCCAGGUUGCUUCCAAGAGCGUCACCGUCUCGGCCGGCGGUACCACCUCGUCCUCGAUCAGCGCCACCUCUGAUAUCACCACCGGUUCGCACACCACUGUCUUCCAGAUCGGCGACUGGGACGGCCAGCCCACUGGUUUCCGCAACGCUGCGAACCAGCUCCGCAUGCACCCCAGCGAUAGCCGCAUGUCCAGCUGGGGCCCGCUCACAUACACUGUCGGAUCCAGCACCGUUGGCCAGUUCCCCAUGGCGCUCUUCAAGUCCGUCAACGGCCCCGUCACCAUCAAGUUCACCCUGAGCUCCGCCAUCUCCAAGGCUGCCACCCUUCGCAUCGGAACCACCCUCGCCUUCGCCAGUGGCCGCCCCCAAGUCACGGCCGGCAGCUUCACCAAGGCCUUCAGCGCGCCGACCAAGAUCGACUCCCGAGGUGUGACCCGCGGUGCCUAUCGUGGCCUCGGCGAAGUCUACGAUGCGACCAUCCCCGCUGGUACCUUGGUUGCCGGAACCAACACAAUUACCAUCGAUGUCAUCUCCGGAAGCACUGGCGACACUUACUUGAACCCCAACUUCAUCUUCGAUGCUGUUGAGCUGUUCUACUAG